Messenger RNA from Coregonus sp. 'balchen', 1803 nucleotides. The record is from the annotation of a GenBank genome assembly. Lineage: Eukaryota; Metazoa; Chordata; Actinopteri; Salmoniformes; Salmonidae.
GAGUUUAUCUACAUCAAGGCCACAGCUCAUAACAGGGCCUCCUUUAUCCGCGUUCUCUGGAGGUGCAUCAGACAGAUUGGAAAGAAGGAAGGCAGGUCUAAUGUGAGUGUGUCUGUGUGAUGUGGUAACACUGUCUUUGACCAUAUGAGAAAUGUGAAUAUAAUUUAGUAAAAAAGUUAUGGAAUUCUACUCUAUUAUAAAAAGGACCUCCUGUGUGUGCCGUUGAGUUAUAUACAGUAGAUACAAUGAAUAUCCCUGGUGUUUGUCAGUGUUGUUAUAGGUUAUGUGCUCUGCUUGCUACAGACUUCCUGGCCAUGUUGGAGUACAGCUCUCUUCUGCAGCUCCUCUGUCCAGACAUUCAAGUGGAGAUGGUACAACAUGCAGCAAGGUCUGUGAUUUGGCAUUAUUCAUUGAAAUUGUCCAGUAUUACAUUACAUUAAGUUAAGCAUGCUUUCAUCUCUGGAUUGUCAAGACAUGACUGUGAACCUUUCAAGUAUACACUAUGGCCAUAUCCAACUCAUAUCUUUCAACAUAGGAUAGUGCUGAUGGAUGAUGCCAUGGACUGCCUCAUGUUCUCACACUUCCUCUACUCUUUCCAAAUCCAGUUCUACUUUGAAGGUAAUUUCGUCUGCACAAAGCAACGACCAGAGAAAUUGGUUUACUACUGCGUAGUACAUUAUCCAGGUCUCUGUAUAUAUAGCCUCCCUACUGUUAUUUUAUUUUACUUCUGCUCUUUUAAUCUCAACACUUUUUGUUGUUGUUUUAUUUUACUUUUUUAUUUAAAAUAAAUGCACUGUUGGUUAAGGGCUGUAAGUAAGCAUUUCACUGUAAUGUCUGCACCUGUUGUAUUCGGCGCAUGUGGCCAAUAGAAUUUGAUUUGAUUGAAAUAAAGGUGACUAAAACAAAAAUGAUGAUCACAUAACUCCAAAUCUAGAGCCCUAGCUCCUUUUCAGCCUCUGAUUGGGUAGACUCUAGAAUGCACAGUGUCACCUGAAAUCCUGUAUCCUUUUACUUUCCACUUAGAGUUCCUGGAGAUCAUUGCUGUGAUCUACCAGGACCUGCUGUCAGGGAAGAGCCCCAACACUGUGAUCAUCCCCACCUCUACCUCAGUGAAACAGCUCCCCCUGGUGGCCACAGAGGAAACAGACUCAGGAAGGAGUGGGCUCAUCUGUGUUCGGAGAAUGCUUUGAGGGACUUUGUGAGAGGUUCAAACACAAGUAAGGAACAGUUUCAUUACAAUAAAUUGCUCUAAAUAAAUCUGAAGAUUACAAUGACAAUAGAAAUAAUCAAUGAUUUUCAGUCAACAUUUGUACUCACAAGAUUAUACCUCUUUGUGAGGCUCUUCCUGGGAUUAGUAAUUGGCCUAAAAGGACAAAUACAGUUGUAUUCAAUUUAACUAGGAUACAUAAUGCUUGAUUAAGUUAGUGAUUUAUUGAUAUUGUGUGUUUCUACAUAGCCAUCCUUCUACACCUGCCUUUAGAGAGGUCAUGGAGAAAACACAGAGUAACCUAUGGCUUUGUGAUGGCUCUGGUCAGACAUGAGGAUGUCAACCAGGACAUUGGUGAGAACUACAGUGUUGUUUUCUGUUCAUAACAAAGACUACUGUUCUCAUAAUGCAAUACAAAUGCAAGCCAUGCAAUACUACAAUGAACCUUGGCAGGCUUUUCAUUUUAACAUAUCACCAUUACAAUGGGCGUGGGCUGCUUAUCUGAUGUUCAUAACUGUGUGUUGUCGCUGCUAGGUGCCCUGCCAAAAAAGUCAGAGCUGCUCAUUGACCCUGAGAUGGACCAGGAGGUGGAUAAA